AUGGAGGAGGUGCUCCUCCUGGGCCUCAAGGACCAAGAGGGUUAUACAUCAUUUUGGAAUGACUGUAUAUCAUCUGGAUUGUGUAGCUGUGUGUUCAUUGAAUUAGCAUUAAAAGGAAGGUUACAGAUAGAGGCUUGUGGAAUGAGACAUAAAAGUCUGUUAACAAGAAAGGUGAUCUGUAAGUCUGUUGCUCCAACAGGGGAUGUCCUUCUUGAUGAAGCUCUAAAGCAUGUUAAGGAGACUCAGCCUCCAGAAACAUUCCAGAACUGGAUUGAAUUACUUAGUGGUGAAACAUGGAAUCUAUUAAAACUUCAUUAUCCGUUAAGAAAUAUGCAGGAACAAUUAGCUAAAAACCUGGUGGAAGAGGGCAUAUUGACAACAGAGAAACAGAACUUCCUACUUUUUGACAUGACAACACGUCUCUUCACCAACAACAGCAUUAAGCUGCUCCUCAUUAGGAAGGUCCAGGAUGCUGUUCUUAACAAGUGAGUGAGACCUUGCCUCAUGGACAAGCACCUGCUGGCCCUCAUUUACAUGGCCCAUGCCUCAGAUGUCCUGGAGAAUGCUUUUGCUCCCCUUCUGGAUGAGCAAUAUGACUUGGCCACCAAGAGUGUGAGGCAGCUCCUCCACUUGGAUCCUGAUGUAGAAUGUCUGGAGGCCUGCACCAACAAGGUCCUGUGGGUGGUGGUGGCAGCGAUCACCAAGCAGCUCUGCUCAGAGUGACAUGUUCUCCUUUCUAAUAAGCCAAUUGCUUCUAUUUUGUUGACUUCUAAUUUUCUGCAAUUUGUACUUCCCUAUACUAACAUUGGCUUUUGUUUUAUAAAAUAAUAGAUGAUUAUUUUUAAUGAGUACAGGAUUCUGCUGGUACAAGAAGCCUUCCUCUUUCUGUUUUAAAAAAAAGUUUUACUGCCAUAUUAGCAUUCCAUUCUCACUAUUACCUAUUUUGGGUUUCUGGUGUACUUUGUCUUUCAAAGUACCUCUAGUUUCUUCAUAUGUACACCUUUGGAUUACCUCAGGUUGAGUUUUUCCUGUACGCAUGUGCACAUCUCACAUUCUGCCUACAAUUCACACAGAAAUCACAAAAAGGCCUUUAAUCUACCAAAGGUAAAAAAAAAAACUGUAUGUAUUAGGACAUUUUAUACAUAGACCUCAGUUGAAGUGUAUGCUUAGUAAAAUUAUUUUUAAAAUUUAAACAACAUAAUAAAUAUAUAACACAAAGUGCCCCCUUGAAUUUUGCUUCCCAUGAAAAUCUGUUAUACUAUUUGUUAUAAUUUUAACUGUGAAAUCAUACAGGUCCAAUUGUUUCACAAAGCCAGUUUGGGAUGGGCUACAUUCAAGGUAUGAUGUAUAUAGUUUGAAUUAUAUAUAAUUACCCCUUCUUCUGGCCUCUGUUUUAGUAUUUUGUAAAAUUUAAUCAGUUUUACACCUGGUGCCCCUCACUUCAGUUAUUAUUAUUUGAGGGCAAAAUAGACCUCUCAUCAUGGAAUGAGAAAGAGGUGUGUCUGAUUGGUCCCAAAAUUCUUUGAGCUGUACCAUUCAUGACACUGCUUUUGCAUUUUGUUUUUGCUUUAUCAUUUCUGUAGGGAAGAGGCUUGUGACCAGUAUUAAUCUUGUACCGUAUAUUUGUUUUUUGAUCACAAGUGAAUUAAUGUCUUCUCUUAAAUCUCAUUCAUCUACUUACACUUUCUUGGAAGAAAAAAAUCAAAUGUCACUUAUAGCAGAUGUUGCAUGUAAAUUGUUAGCAAGUAAUGACUAAGGUCAGGUGAUUAAGAAUUUUAUAACAGAAAGCUCUGCUAUGUUUUAAUUUGUAUAUAUAAUUAGGACAAUUAGCACAUUAUAAGAAUAUAUACCUUUGAUUUUUAAAGUUUACUUUUACUAUUUCUUUAUCACUUUAUCAUAUCACAAUUCAUUUCAUAAUGCAAAUACUAUAUAUUGAACAAAUUAAAUGUCAAAUUUUUUAUUACCAUAGUUCAUGUUAAUAGUGGGGCUUUUAAGUAUGUAGAGUUUUUUUGGUUAAUAUUCAGUGCAAAAGUACUAGAUUGUAUAUAACUUCAGAUUUGAAUUUUAAGGGAUUCCCUAAUAUGUAUACUAUGUUUUUAUCUGAAGUAAU
Phyllostomus hastatus (greater spear-nosed bat) is the source of this 2110-nucleotide messenger RNA. Its product is annotated as Golgi phosphoprotein 3-like. Gene Ontology annotation, cellular component: cytosol; Golgi cisterna; trans-Golgi network. Gene Ontology annotation, biological process: retrograde vesicle-mediated transport, Golgi to endoplasmic reticulum; Golgi organization; Golgi to plasma membrane protein transport. NCBI's taxonomy places the organism in Eukaryota, Metazoa, Chordata, Mammalia, Chiroptera, Phyllostomidae. Gene Ontology annotation, molecular function: phosphatidylinositol-4-phosphate binding. The record is from RefSeq and is a predicted model, not a curated record.